CGGGCUGAGACGGAGAAAUCGGGCGCUGAAGUCUGAGGCUGCUCACACACCGGUCGGAGGGAAACCAUCAAUGAUGUCUUCCCCGUGCAUGUGCUCCCACAACUUCAUCCCUUGAGACGCGCCACUCCCACAUCACAAAGGUCGACAGGUGCAGAUAUUUGGUGAUAAUGAGGAAAUAAAAAGCUCAGUAGUUGCUCAACCUUCACAGACUGUCCUGAAUCCUACUGGCUGUUGGCCCCAGACACCCUCAUACUUCACACAGAGUUCGUCACAUUGCGACAUUUGGCAGUUGAAGGCUUUGCCCUCCGGCCCAAAUAGAACAAAAAGACGUUCCGCCCCCUCGCCUUAGUCUGUCUUAUCAAAUGCCCAAAAACAGCAAGGCCGUCAAGAGAGAGCUUGACGAUGAUGUCACUGAGUCUGUCAGGGACCUGCUUUCCAAUGAGGACGCCUGUGAUGAUUCCUUCAAGAAGGCAUCGUUGAUCGUCGACAGCCCCGAAGGGGAAGGCAAGGAGUGUGAUGUGGAGGAAGGAGGCUCAGAUGGCGAGGAGGAGGAGCGUCCAGCCUGGAACAGCAAGCUCCAGUACAUUCUGGCCCAGGUUGGAUUCUCUGUAGGCCUGGGCAACGUCUGGAGGUUCCCCUACCUGUGUCAGAAGAAUGGAGGGGGAGCGUACCUGGUGCCCUAUCUGAUCCUGCUCGUAUUGAUCGGCAUCCCGCUGUUCUUCCUGGAGCUGGCGGUGGGUCAGCGGAUCCGCAGGGGCAGCAUCGGGGUGUGGAACUACAUCAGCCCUCGGCUGGGAGGCAUCGGCUUCGCCAGCUGUGUGGUGUGCUUCUUCGUGGCUCUCUACUACAAUGUCAUCAUCAGCUGGAGUCUCUUCUACUUCUCCCAGUCCUUCCAGCAGCCGUUACCGUGGCAUGAAUGUCCACUUGUUAAUAACAAGACCAGCACAUUCGUGGUGCCAGAGUGUGAGAAGAGCUCAGCCACCACUUACUACUGGUACCGUAAGGCCCUGGACAUCUCUGACAGCAUCUCCGAGGGAGGAGGACUCAACUGGAAGAUGACACUGUGCCUGCUGGCUGCCUGGUCCAUGGUCUGCCUUGCCAUGAUCAAGGGAAUCCAGUCUUCUGGAAAGGUGAUGUACUUCAGCUCCUUGUUUCCAUACGUUGUUCUGAUCUGUUUCCUGGCUCGGGCGCUGCUCCUGAAGGGCUCCGUGGACGGGAUUCGUCACAUGUUCACACCCAAGCUGGAGAUCAUGCUGGAGGCCAAAGUGUGGCGAGAGGCGGCCACACAGGUCUUCUUCGCGCUCGGUCUUGGCUUCGGCGGCGUCAUCGCCUUUUCCAGCUACAACAAGCGCAACAACAACUGCCACUUUGAUGCCGUCUUGGUAUCAUUCAUCAAUUUCUUCACCUCCGUGCUGGCCACCCUGGUGGUGUUUGCUGUGCUGGGCUUUAAAGCCAACAUCAUGACCAGCAAAUGCAUUUCUCUGAACACCAAUAAGAUUGUGGCUUUGUUGGGGAAUGGCAUUGAACCGAGCCUCAUCCCCCACCACAUAAACCUGACUCAGGUCAGUCAGGUCAGCGCUGACGACUACCAUCAGAUGACCGAGAUUCUCAGAGGCGUGAAGGAGAACGAGUACCAGAACCUGGGCCUGGAGCCCUGCAGCAUUGAAGCCGAGCUCAAUAAGGCGGUCCAAGGCACAGGUCUGGCCUUCAUUGCCUUCACAGAAGCCAUGACCCACUUCCCCGCCUCGCCCUUCUGGUCGGUCAUGUUCUUCCUCAUGCUGAUCAACCUGGGCCUCGGCAGCAUGUUUGGCACCAUCGAGGGAAUUCUCACGCCGCUGAUCGAUGCCUUCAAAGUCCGCAAGGAGUUUCUGACGGUGGGAUGCUGUACGUUGGCCUUCUCCAUCGGCCUCCUGUUUGUUCAGCGCUCAGGGAACUACUUUGUGGCCAUGUUUGAUGACUACUCCGCUACUUUGCCCCUGCUCAUCGUUGUCGUGCUGGAGAACAUCGCGAUCGCCUGGUUCUAUGGGAUCGAUAAAUUCUUUGAAGACUUGAAGGACAUGCUGGGCUUCACUCCAUACCACUUCUAUUAUUACAUGUGGAAGUACAUCACACCCAUCCUGCUGAUCGUCCUCCUGUGCUCCAGCUUCAUCCAGCUGGCCAUGACGCCACCCAGCUAUAGUGCCUGGAUAGAGGAAGAGGCCAUAGAGAAGACCCUCCACUUCCCUCCGUGGGGCAUUGCCGUCUGCAUCUCCCUGGUGGUGAUGGCCAUCAUGCCCGUGCCGGUGGUCUUCUGUUUGCGCUACUUCAACAUCAUUGAUGAGAACAGCGGCGGCCUCUCCUCUGUCUCCUACAAGAAGGGCCGCGUCAUCAAGGAGAGCCCCCGGCCGGAGGACGACGAUGACGCCAGCCUGAUCCACGGCAAGUCCCCCAGUGAGGCCCCCUCACCUAUGCCCGGCAAAAGCAUCUACCGUAAGCAAAGCGGAAGCGCCGACCCGGACACAGCACCCAAUGGCCGCUAUGGUAUCGGUUACUUGAUGGCCGACAUGCCGGACAUGCCCGAGUCAGACUUGUAGACUGGAAUAGUUGGCCAUCCUUCCCUCUCACAUCUGCGUGCGUUUAGUCGGCCGUAUCAUCGUUGUGUGUUCCUUUUGCAACUUACAUUUUUGUAGAUAUGGUAGAUGCUCUGUUAUUUGUCGUCUCUGAACCUUAUGUGACUGUACACCUUAAAACGAGACCAGGGUGGAGAAGUAACACCAACCUUAUCUAGUUUGACUGCACUGCCCCCCCCCACCCCCCCACCCCCCCCCCCGCGCCCGCCCGGAGACGGAUCCAGUACGAUGCUCCAGCAGGACACUCCAUCCCACAGCUGGAGCAGCAGUGUUCAUCAUGUCCUUACGUGUUUAGUGCAUUAUGAUGAAGUGAAAUGAUGAGUCAGCGUUUCUGAAUCAGCUGGAGGACUCCACCCCCAUGAUUGCUGAGACAAAAGUGUGCCUAAGUGAUUUAUAUUUGUUUAUAGAAUACACGGACGCUGUACAUUUUAUGUAUUCUGUAAAUAUAAUAUAAAUAUUAUAAAUAUAUUUAUCUUAAUAGUUUGGAUAUCAAAGCAGUGCUUUUAAGGUCCAGAAGUACUUCAGACCCUUAACUCUCACUCAUCUCUUUGUUUUUCUACUAACCUGUCCACGUCAUGGAGGACCGAGUCCUCCUUGUAAAUAUGUUUUCCAUCUACUUGCUUCAGAUGCGAUGUUUUUUCCUUCCUGAUUCAAAAUAAAAGGUUUACAAAACAAAA
This is a messenger RNA of Nothobranchius furzeri (turquoise killifish), 3286 nucleotides long. RefSeq names its product solute carrier family 6 member 15 (gene slc6a15). Gene Ontology annotation, molecular function: proline:sodium symporter activity. The record is from RefSeq and is a predicted model, not a curated record. Gene Ontology annotation, biological process: sodium ion transmembrane transport; L-leucine transport. Gene Ontology annotation, cellular component: plasma membrane. Lineage: Eukaryota; Metazoa; Chordata; Actinopteri; Cyprinodontiformes; Nothobranchiidae.